GACUCGUCUCUCAUUUCUGAUCUGAUCCUUUACCCAACCUAUGAUAAUGACCCUCAAAGCCACCUCAGUCGCUGGACUCCUGCUCACUCUCUCUGGAUUGGAGGCCAUAGUGCAUCUGACCCAGGAGAAAUCCAUUGACUUCACUUUGGGGCAGGAUGUCCAGAUUCUCUGUAGAAGAGAUGGCGGUAGCUGGUCGAUUUCAUGGUACCAGCAGAAAGCUGGAGGUACUCCUACCUUCAUACUAGCUGAUAGCUACAGGGCCAGUGGUCUUCCCAGCAGAUUCACUUACACUGACAAUGGAUCAGAUGAAUAUCUCAACAUCAAUGGAGUUCAGGCUGAAGACGAGGCAGUUUAUUAUUGCGGCUGCAUCAUCUGUCAGUCACAUGGCAGCAUUGGCCAAGGCACUGAGUUAAGGCUGGCUCGUCCGGCGUCUCCUCCAUCGCUGGCCCUGCUGGCCCCCUCUCAGUCUGUCCAGUCCGGAGAUGAGGUCAGUGUGGUCUGUAUGGCGAGGGGCUUCCACCCUGACAGUGUUGCUCUGUCCUGGGCUGAGGACGGCAGCGCUGUGGCGGGUCCUGACGUCCAGACCGGAUCGUCCCAGCGCCAGCCUGACGGCACCUUCUCCCAGAGCAGCAUCCUGAAACUGAAUGCUGGACGCUGGAGCUCAGGACGCACCUACACCUGCAGCCUGACCCACCCAGCACUGACCAGCACACUGACCAAGAGCGUCAGUGUGGGUCAGUGCAGCUAGAACCGUCACAUGAGGCUUGACCAUGUUGAAAGAAUCGCUGAUGCUAACACAGCUAGCCACAUUAUGCUAAUAGUAGCUUAAUUUGCAUAACUUCAGUCACAAACUUGAGAAAGAAAGGCAUUUCAUAACCUUAGAACAGUAGAAGUGCUAUUCAUUUCUUUUAAUAUUCUGUCAAAUUGUAAUCAAAGUGAUAUUCAGAGAUCAAUGAUGAAUAAAAGUUGUAUUGAUGAGUAAAA
Molecule: messenger RNA, 984 nt
Organism: Pygocentrus nattereri (red-bellied piranha)
Lineage: Eukaryota; Metazoa; Chordata; Actinopteri; Characiformes; Serrasalmidae
Product: immunoglobulin lambda-1 light chain-like
Exons: 4
Coding region: 41-748 (235 amino acids)
Source: RefSeq, a predicted model, not a curated record